This is a messenger RNA of Fonticula alba, 2901 nucleotides long. RefSeq lists its product as hypothetical. The transcript is spliced from 5 exons. Lineage: Eukaryota; Rotosphaerida; Fonticulaceae. The coding region runs from base 208 to 2901 and encodes 897 amino acids. The record is from RefSeq and is a predicted model, not a curated record.
CCCGCACCCUGUCUGCGCUGCCUGCUCCCCCGUCCUAUUGUCGCCCAUCUUUGCUGCUCCCCUUCCGCAGGGUGUUCCCUGCCCCCUCCCCUGCCCGUCUCACCUCCCGCCCAGAAGUGACCACUUCUCACCAGCCACUUGGCCUGUGGUGGCUGACCUCGCUGCGAGCUGGGUCGCAGGGCAGCCUGCACUCCAGCUGCUAGUAGCAUGCGCCAGUGGCGUGCCUCCUCCGCGAUCCUCCGACCUGGGCGGCGAUCAUUUUCGAAGGAGUCCCGCCCGCUGGCUGGCCGGGCGCUCUGUCGUCCGGAUGACUCGACACCCUGUGCCGGGGCCCCUGCCUCCGGGGACGCCCCCACCGAGGACAAGGCCGAUGAUGGUGACGAUCCCCACAAAGCGACUCCCCCCUCGGAAUGUGACUCGAAUCUGAACUCCCUCCUCACUCAGAAGGGCUUCCUCUCGAACAAUCAGCUUGACAGCCUGGCCUCGGCCCUUGCGACGGCCGUCUUGCGGGAUCCCUCCAUCCUGGGCCCGGCGGCGCUACCGCCCCCCCGUAUCCUUGCUCCGAGUGUCCCGGGCCGGUCCAUGGUGGAUGCCACUUUCCUGGACUCUCGGAGUCUCUGGCGAGAGACCGGCCGGCAGGAAGUCCCCCUCCCCUGGCAUGAUGGGGAUGAUCCGGCUCAGGAGGAGUACCUGGCGCGGCAAUUCGAGCGCGCGAGCAGUUCCGAGGAUUUGGACGACCCGGAUUCGGACUUGCAUCCUGACAGCGACAUGCCCGAGCUGGAGGCCUAUCCGGGCCGAAUGACCGGGCCGGUCAGCUUGAGUGGCUUCCGGCGGCAACUACGCACCCGAGAGGUGAUGGCCGUCGAGCAGCGGACUCCAAUGAGCCAUGCUCUGACGCUGCCACUUCACAGUCCGGCCCGGCCGCCCGGCGCGGCCCCGCCUCCCCCGUUGAACAUCCUGUUCGAGCGCUUCCACCGCAUGCUCCUGAAUGUGGAGCACACCCAUCCCCAUGCGAUGGACAACUCGUCGAAGGCCAUGGAGCUCCAGCAGCUGGCCGCCCGGCGGGAGCUGAAAAACAACCAAAUCUUCCGGCGGACCCCCUCGGUCUUCAGGUCCUCCGAGCGCUUUGUUUGGUGGUGGGACGCCCCCCGGCCGCCGGGGCAGAAGUUUCACCAGAAGAUGCUGAUCCCGGCCGACAGGCUGAUCAUCCGCAUGGCCGAGUCCCUGUGCCUGUCUUUUGGGCCGGAGUUCAUGGACGCGGCGUUGGAGACACUGGGGCAGCUGGAGCCAGUGAUUCGUCAAAUAAGUGGCGGCAACUCGGUCAACAUCCUGCUUGGCCAUCUGGAUGCCGUGACUGUCGACUCCUUCAUCGACCCUCACAUUCCGAAGGACUAUUCAAAUGCCCGAGCCAUUUAUGCCACCGUCCCGGCGACGCAUCCCUUGAAUGAGACGAUCUACAGGAUUGCCCGGCUGAUCGCAUAUGAGCUCUACCGAAGCGGGCUCCUACCAUCCCCCGAUCCCGGAGAGCUACGGAUGACCCUGGCCCGGGUUCCGCGCCGGCAAUCCUCCUCGGGCGACUACAAGUCCUUCUCUUUCGAUGCCCGGCCGAUUAUGCGGGCUUUCGGGCCGGGGACCGCUUUCGAGCUGGGAUUCUUCACCAUCGCCUCGCUCGAGCUGACGCGCUUGCAUGGGACCCCGAUGAACCCCGGGUCACUGAACUCCGAGCUUUCCAUCCCCUUCGCCAAGAAGCAGCCGCCGAGCAUUUCACAAGCACGGCUCCCGCAACUUCCGCCAGACCUGCUCCCGCCGAAGGACGCCCCGGCCAAUGUUGCCCCACCGCCGGCGACCCUGGCCGCCUCUCGCGAGCAGGAUCUCCUCUUUUCCCUGGCCACGUCCACCCUCCUGGCGCCCUCGGUGCCUGGGAUGGUGGCUGGCCAUGAGCGCCUCAUCACUUCCCGAUGGGCGCUUCCCGACCUUGUGCCCAAUGCCCCGAGGGGGCUGCCCGCCGACCGGCGUGGGCUUGAUGGUGCCGGCGGCGGCCCGGGCGCGCCUGGGGUUGCCCCCCCGCCGCUGGGGGGGUCGCCGUCAAGAUCGCCCUCUGCCGCGCCGGCAGACGGCUCCUUCUCCUUUUACUCCUCCCCUCCCGCCGCCGCCUCCUCCUCCUCCUUCCCCUCCGGCCGUUACUUUGACGCUCCACUGCAACGUGCCCUUCCUCAGAAUGCCCUUCAGUCCUUGACGCAGCGCCUGCCAAAGUCCCCGGCGUCUGCCCCGUCCGCCAUCUCGCCCUUUGCCUCGUUCAUGCCCAGCCGACCGGGCCCGAAGGAUGCCCCUCCGGAGGUUGCCCAGCCUCGGGUGCUGGAUCGGGCCGUGCCAACCGGCCGUUCGCCCCUGCUGGAUGUGAUGCCCAAUUUGGACCUGCUCUUGAACAGCAUCAGGGAGGUGGCGCAGCAGCGCCCGCUGAUGCGGGAAAAGCACCAGAACCCGACGCACCAGCAUCUCACCUCGCUGUCCUCGCUCUCGGAUGAAGGCCCGGAGGCGGCCGAGGAGCAGGAUGUCGUGAAUAUGACCAUGGCCAGCGGCUUGGCCCUGGCGCCAGAGCCCCCCGUGCCAUCUGGACAGCCCGACCCGCCGGUCGUGGCCCCGGCCCCGGGCGCCCCGACGGCUGACCGGUCCAUCGACCGGUCGGUCUUGGACGCCGGGCUGCGGAAUAUCGGCCUCCUGCCAUCAGGCACCAGGACGGGGCCGCUCUCGGCCGAAACCCGCACCCGGCCCAAGCGGCGCGGCAAAUCCAAAAAGCGCGAGGCCGCCGCCGCCGCCGCCGCCAGCAGCGGCAGCGGCAGCGGCAGCGGCAGCGGCAGUGACCCGACUUCGGACCCCAAGUCGGGCGAAGGUGGCCCUUAG